Sorghum bicolor (sorghum) is the source of this 1052-nucleotide messenger RNA. RefSeq lists its product as uncharacterized. Lineage: Eukaryota; Viridiplantae; Streptophyta; Magnoliopsida; Poales; Poaceae. Bases 259 to 840 code for a protein of 193 amino acids. The record is from RefSeq and is a predicted model, not a curated record. The transcript is spliced from 2 exons.
GUUGUUCAGUCACAGGAGUAAACGCGUAGAGGAAGGUUUGCAGAAAUUUAUAUACUCCACAAGAGGUUAUAAGCGACCGGUAAAAUGUCGCUUUGUCAGUCAAUAUAAUAGUCGUCCAGCUCGUGUUCGCCUUAUAUAUGCCUGUAAGAUUUGUCGCCAAUUCGCACUGCACCUGGCCAGAGACACUCAAAACACAAACAAGCCAGUGCGAGCGAACUCAGCUGAUCGAAUCUUCUCCGUUCUUCGUUCCAUCCAUCCAUGGCAAUGGCAACCAAGAACAUCAUCGUCACUGGCAAUACCGCCACCCCCACCGUCCACGCCAAGUGUUCAGGGCGAGAAUCAGCCGCCGACGACCCAGCAGUGUCCCCGCCCUUCUCCGCGCAGCUCCGGCGCGUGUGCGGCCACUGCCUCCGCGCCGCCGCCGUGGCCGCCGUGGGCUACAGCUUCGCGGCCACGGCGUGGCGCGUGCGUCACGACACGCGGGACCUGGCCUUCGUCGCCGCCGCGGCCUCCCUCCUCGCCGCGCUCCUCGCGUGCCUCCGGCGCGCCGAGCGGCUCACGCCUGACUCGCCCGCAGCGGAGAGGCGCCGCGUGCAGGCCGCCGUGUGGGCGCUCUCCACCGCGCUCAGCUGCGCGUUCGCGUACCGCGUGGCCGCGGUCAUGCCGCCGCCGCUGGCUGUCCUCGUCUGGUGCAUGACCGCGCUCGUCGCCCUCGUCGGUUUGUAUCUGCUUGUGCUCUGCAGAGACCAACAGUAUCAGGCACUCACCGACGACGAUGCCGCCGUCGCCGGCGACAGAAAGGAAUCUGCCAAGAUUAGUCCUAGUGAUGAAUUGGUCUAGCAAUUAGCUAAUAAUUAUUAUACAAAUGGAUUUUUGGGUCUGCAUAUUGUACCACUAUUUCUGAAAAUGUCUUGGAUUUUGGUACUGAUUAUUGGGCCUUGUUUAAAUUCAAAAUGUAGAAUUUUUGAGGUGUUAUAUGGAAUGUCAGAGAGUGUCCGAAUAGUAAUAAUAAAGAAAUUACAAAAGUUCUUAGGGUCUAUUUAGAUUUGAAA